Eruca vesicaria subsp. sativa (arugula) is the source of this 909-nucleotide messenger RNA. The record is from the annotation of a GenBank genome assembly. NCBI's taxonomy places the organism in Eukaryota, Viridiplantae, Streptophyta, Magnoliopsida, Brassicales, Brassicaceae.
AUGGAAGACUUUUAUGAUGUCAAAGCUUCCAAGAUCGAAGGCCAAACAGUUUGCAUGUUUGGCAUAUUUGAUGGUCAUGGUGGUUCACGUGCUGCUGAGUACCUGAAGAAACACCUCUUUAGCAAUCUUAUGAUGCAUCCACAAUUUUUGACAGACACCAGGCUGGCACUAAGUGAAACGUAUAAACAAACAGAUGAAGCAUUCCUUGAAUCGGAAAAGGAUACUUACAGAGAUGAUGGCUCCACAGCAUCUGCUGCUGUGUUGGUGGGGAACCAUUUGUAUGUUGCAAAUGUUGGAGACUCUAGGACAAUAGUUUCUAAAGCUGGGAAAGCGAUUGCGCUAUCAGAUGACCAUAAGCCUAAUAGAAGCGAUGAAAGAAAGCGAAUUGAAAGCGCUGGUGGUGUUAUCAUGUGGGCAGGAACAUGGAGGGUAGGUGGAGUCUUGGCAAUGUCCCGGGCCUUUGGAAACAGAAUGCUGAAGCAAUUUGUUGUCGCUGAACCCGAGAUACAAGAUCUAGAGAUAGAUAAUGAGGCUGAGUUUCUUGUGCUUGCAAGUGACGGUUUAUGGGAUGUGGUAACAAAUGAGGAUGCAGUAUCCCUUGCUCAGAGCGAAGAGGAGCCUGUGGCAGCUGCCCGCAAGCUAACAGACACAGCCUUCACUCGUGGCAGCGCGGACAACAUCACAUGUAUUGUUGUUAAGUUCCAUCAUGAUAAGACUGAAUCUCCCAAAUCUGAACCAAAAUCUGAGGCUGAACAUGAGGAGCCCAAACCGACCCCCAAAGCUGAACUCGAACCCCAGUCAAACCCAAAUGCUGAACUGGAAACCAAACCAAACCUCAAAUCUGAAAUGAAACCUGAUACUAAACCGGAAACUGAACCAGAGGCGAAGGGUGAAAAGGCUGGUGAGUAA